Messenger RNA from Porites lobata, 1729 nucleotides. Lineage: Eukaryota; Metazoa; Cnidaria; Anthozoa; Scleractinia; Poritidae. The record is from the annotation of a GenBank genome assembly.
AUGAAAAAUUUUUCUUCUUGCUCCUUCCAGAGAAGAGACCACUUUGCAAUCGGAUUAAGAGACGGAUUUCUGGAGUUCAGGUAAUUAUUUUAGGACUCUUGACGGCCCAACAACUGGUCUCUUUCUAAACUUUGGUAUUCUUUGCUUUCAGAGUAAAAACACCCAUACAUGUACGUGACCACCAAAAAUGCCAAAAGUUAGGGGUGGCUAAUGGGAGCUCGUCGCAUACGAGACUCUGACGCAUCUGAAUGUCGCUAAAAUGGCCUCUGAAAUAUGUAAUGCAUGCGCACUAAAAAACAUAGACAAUAUACACGUAUUAAAAGAGUAUAUUUCGCCACAUAAAUGUACUGAUGGAUCACAUAACCCACUUAACAUCCGGGGGCGAUAAAAUAAUAGGGAGUUUAAGCAAAAGCAUUUUUGAGUGACGCACGUCAACCGAGGCUAAAAAAUUGUAUUGCUUUGCGUCUUUGCGUCUUUUUUCUCAAAUUGAUGAUUUUGCGGAGAAUUUGGGCAAAAACACUGCUUCAACGUAGUUAACUAUGAAAUUGAGUGAAGCACAUCCUCGGUUAAAUUUGUUACACAUUAAUCCUUGAUCACUGAUCUACAUAAAAAAAAAUAAGGGAACGGGCCCCCGGGCCCCUCCCGGGAUCCGCUACUGCAAAUAACCAGGAACUAAAUUUAUCGGUCCCUACCCUGAGAAUACUUUAAAAUCAUGUUAGCAAAUCAGUUACGUCUUUCUUAGAUUUGAACUCGGCUCUGGGCCCGCUGUACUACAAUCUCUGUCUCCAGUCAACGACAGCCAAUGGCACUCCAUCAAGGUUUACAGGUAACAAACUUUUUCAGCUACAAUCUUGAAAUAAUAGUUCCUAGAUCUCCGUAUUCUAGAUGCGUUACAUUUGAGGAACAAGGAAGGGCCCGAGAACAAACCCCCCGACUGUCAACCAUGAAAAAAAAUUUAAUCAAUUAUUGAUUUCGGCUUCUAUAUAAUAUGAAGCAGCACUGACUGCGUGAUGUCAUCCCUCCGAUAUUUUAAUUAUUAGACUAGUGACGUUUGUCGUUUUAAUUUUGUAGGAGUUUCAGUGACGGUUCCCUUAAAGUUGAUAAUCAUGAUCAUGUAAAUGGCACCUCGGCUGAGGGAAGCAAAGGGCUGAAUAUUAACCAAGGUCAUAGCAUAUUUAUAGGUAAGUGCAUUGUAUAUCCUUAUCUUAUCCGUCAUCCCUACGAUCAGAAUGGGCAGUCCGAAAUAUCUGGAUUUCAUAUAUUUGAACUGCGGGAAGAAGAAACAAAUGCAGACAAGAUCAUCAAUACACAACUCAGUUGUAAAAAGAAAGCCUGAAUGCCCGUAUUCGACCCCUGACCUCUGCGAUACCGGUGCAGUGCUCUUACCUAUUAAGCUAGCAAGCAGACUGGGUGUGGAUGGUCCGUUAGUAUUAUCUAAAAGUCUACCUCCUUUAUCAGUGUUCAGGAUGUUUAAUAAUGUAGAAGAUUUUUUUUUCAUAUGAACAGGAGAUAAUUCGAACUAUAGCCUAUAUUAUCUUAAUCUUUUUUCCUCUUAUUUCCAAUAGGAGGGGGUGAAAAUAUCGCAAAAAUGACACAUGGGAAGUUUAAUACUGGUUUUAGGGGUUGUAUAAAGAAUACAUUUUUCAAGGACAGAGGCAUGGACCUCCAGGGUGACGCUAUUCGCGGCUGGAAUGUCCUACCGUGCGACAGCGAUGAGGCAGAGCCAUGA